Messenger RNA from Hypoxylon fragiforme, 7830 nucleotides. RefSeq names its product putative polyketide synthase. Gene Ontology annotation, molecular function: oxidoreductase activity; 3-oxoacyl-[acyl-carrier-protein] synthase activity; phosphopantetheine binding. NCBI's taxonomy places the organism in Eukaryota, Fungi, Ascomycota, Sordariomycetes, Xylariales, Hypoxylaceae. The record is from RefSeq and is a predicted model, not a curated record. Gene Ontology annotation, biological process: fatty acid biosynthetic process; secondary metabolite biosynthetic process. The transcript is spliced from 5 exons. The coding region runs from base 1 to 7830 and encodes 2609 amino acids.
AUGUCAUCUCAAAGAGGCGAAACCUUCAACGCCAUCGCCGACGAUGGCCUACUCCCUAUUGCUGUCGUCGGGAUGGCCUGUAAGUUCCCAGGUGGUGCCUCAAGCCCGAGCAAGCUCUGGGACAUGGUUGCCAAGAAGCAGUCCGGACGAUGCGAGAUUCCCAAGAGUCGCAUGAACGUCGAUGCUUUCUACCACCCAGACCCAGAUAGAAAUGGGACAUUCAACAUCCGAGCCGCCCAUUUCUUGGAGGAAGACAUUUCAGCCUUCGACGCGGCCUUCUUUUCCAUAUCACCAGCCGAGGCUACUGGAAUGGAUCCCCAGCAACGUAUGAUGAUGGAAUCCGCGUACGAAGCCGUCGAAAACGCCGGUAUCCCAAUGGAGAACUUAGCAGGAUCCAACACUAGUUGCUACGUCGGCUGCUUCUCCCGAGACUACAACGAGAUAUUGACACACGACCCCGAGACCUCCCCUGUUUACGUCUCGACCGGAAACGGAGCUGCCAUUCUCUCCAACCGUGUUAGCUAUUACUUCGAUCUCAAAGGCCCUAGCUUGACUGUCGACACUGCUUGCAGCAGUAGUCUCGUCGCCCUCCAUCUAGCAUGCCAAAGUCUUCGCAACGGAGAGAGCAAGGCAGCUAUCGUUGGAGGCACCAACCUAAUAUUUAAUCCAGAUGUCAUGAUCGCCAUGUCCAACGUUCACUUCCUAGGGGCUGAUGCUAAAUGCCAUACCUACGACUCCAGAGCAAAUGGAUAUUCACGUGGAGAAGGGAUUGCCGCAAUAUUCAUCAAGCCUCUGGAAGAUGCGAUUAGGGAUAAUGAUACCAUUCGUGCAGUCAUCCGGGGAACUGCGUGUAACCAGGAUGGACGAACGGCAGGCAUCAUGCUGCCGUCGAGAGAGGCACAAGAGAGUCUUAUCAGAUCUGCCUAUGAGAGUGCCCGGUGCGACCCAGCAUCUGUUGGUUACUUUGAAGCUCACGGUACUGGCACACCUGCGGGUGAUCCUCUUGAGGCGGGCGCCAUUGGGGCGGCACUCGGCCGCCACCGACGCUCAGGAGACGCUAACCGCUUAUAUGUGGGAAGCGUCAAGACCAACAUCGGCCAUCUCGAAGGCGCAAGUGGACUGGCGGGUGUUAUCAAGACCGUUCUAGCCUUAGAGAAAGGUUUGAUCCCGCCCAACCUCUACUUCGAAAACGGGAAUGAGGCUAUCGACUUCGAGGGCUGGCAUAUUCGCGUGCCUACCGAGUUGACACCUUGGCCAAUGCCUGGCAUCCGAAGGGCCAGCAUCAAUUCUUUUGGCUUCGGUGGAACGAAUGCCCACGUCAUUAUCGAUGAUGCCUACCAUUACCUCAAGGCUAGGGCUCUGAAGGCAGCUCAUUGCACAGUCACUUCGCCUCAUCUACUAGAUCACCAUGCCGAAGUCGAAUCUCUGGGAAGCUCAGGAUAUGCGUCCGCAGAAAGUGAUGACCUUUUCGACAAUGGCACUAAUCGACAUCAGUACCGGAUCUUCGCCUGGUCUACCCAUGAAGAGGGUAUUGCCAAAGACAGUGCCGCAGCAUAUGCCGCAGAGCUAAAGAACCGAAAAGACGUUGUCGAAAAUCGGUUCCUUGCUGAUCUUUCCUACACUCUGUGCCAGAGACGUUCUCGAAUGGCCUUGAAAUUCUUCAUCGUUGCGAACUCUCUGGACGAUCUUACCACCAAGCUCGAGAAUACGCGCCAGAAGCCGAUCCGCUCAAACACUCGUCAAGCUCCUUGUGUCGCCUUUGUCUUCACUGGGCAGGGUGCGCAAUGGUGGGGCAUGGGGCGAGAGCUCCUGAACAUGUACCCCGUUUACAAGAAGUCGAUGCUUUUUGCCGAUGAAGUCCUGAAGUCUCUUGGAUGCACCUGGUCCUUGAUGGAAGAGAUCGCCAAGGAUAAGAGCGACUCUCGCAUCAACGACCCCGAGCUCAGCCAACCUGUAUGUACAGCAGUUCAACUGGCACUGGUUGAUCUGUUAGCAGACUGGGGAGUACUACCUCAGAAGGUGAUUGGCCACUCAAGUGGUGAAAUAGCUGCGGCAUAUGCAGCUGGCAAGCUCACAUUCCACUCGGCGUUGAAGGUCGCUUUCUUCAGAGGGCUGGUCUCAAACAGAGUAACACGGCAUGGAGCUAUGCUGGCCUGUGGUCUUUCUCAGGAAGCUGCUGAAGAGCAUAUCGUCCGUCUGGAACCCUCGCUAGGCAAGAUUGUGGUGGCCUGUAUCAACAGUCCGUCCAACGUGACCCUAUCAGGUGAUGUUGUCGCCAUCGAGGUCAUGGAACGGGUCCUUCAAGAAGCGAAGAUCUUUGCCAGGCAACUCCAGGUAAAAACCGCCUAUCAUUCCCACCAUAUGCUCGAAGUCGCCAGAGAAUAUCUGCAAUGCCUUACAGACCUUGAGGCUCCCCGAGACACCUCGCGCUUCUCUUGCGAAAUGAUCUCCACGGUCACUUGCACCUCGGUGACAGGCAAAGAGCUCAAUGCGAAAUAUUGGGUAGACAACAUGCUUUCGCCUGUUCGAUUCUCGGAAGGUCUUCAACUUCUCUGCAGUCAAAAGUCAAGCAGCAAGAGUAGAUCGAAGAAGCUCGGCGGCUCAGACUCCGUCAGUGUUCUCCUUGAAGUUGGACCACACUCUGCCCUUGCUGGUCCCAUUAAGCAGAUACUCGCUACUGAGGACCUGCAGAAAAAGACCAUCGCCUAUCACUCUGCUUUGGUUCGAGACAAAGAUGCGUGCAUGACGACUCUAGAAGCCACAGCAGCUCUUUGGGCCCGUGGUGUGCCUGCGAAACUCGAAAGAGCCAACAGACCGGUACAGACUGGGCCUCGUCCCCAGGUCUUGGUAGACCUACCUUCCUACCCAUGGAACCACAGCAAGCAAUUCUGGGCAGAAUCGCGUUUGAGCUCCAACUACCGUUUCCGUCCUACGCCCCGGAACGAUUUCAUUGGCGCACCCGUCGCUGAUUGGAAUCCCGCUGAGCCCCGAUGGCGAAACUUCAUUCGAGUGUCUGAGCAGCCCUGGGUCAGAGAUCACCAAGUUCAGGGAUCGAUCAUCUACCCAGCUGCAGGAUACAUAUCCAUGGCGUUGGAGGCUGCGAGACAGAUGGUCCCUGCUUCAGACAGUGGGAGAGUUACUGGCUAUACCAUCACAGAGAUGCUCAUCACUAGGGCACUGGUCGUACCUCAGACUGAACUUGGCGCAGAAGUGAUUUUCCAAGCCAGGCCAUUCAACAAUAGCAGCAAGUCAUCUUCAGAUAUCUGGAAAGAAUUCCGAAUUUUCUCGUACUCAUCCACCGGGCCAAAUGAACAUUGUCGCGGUCUUUUGUCUAUCAACUACACCCAGCCUAGUAGCGAGGUUGAUGGCAACAGGGAGUCAAAGGAGACCUUAGCGCGCAUUGACCGUGAGUUCGAGAGCUCGAGAAGCUUCUGUAAAACUACAGCUACACCCGACAAGGUCUACGAGGAUCUCUCGAAAGCAGGUCUCGACUAUGGCUCGACUUUCCGCAACUUAAAGGAAAUAUCCUACGGACCUGGAAAGGCUUCGGGAAGGCUAGAGAUACCCGACACCAAGUCCAUCAUGCCUUGCGAGUAUGAGUACGAUCACCUUGUUCACCCAGCUACCUUGGACACCUUCUUGCAGAUCCUAUUCCCAGCUUUAACCCAUGCUGCGGCGAAUGUCAAGGAGCCCUACAUGCCUACUUUCAUACAGGAAAUGCAUGUGGCCAGCGAUAUUGCCAGUGACCCCGGACACCAGUUUGAGAUGAUUUCGGAGGCCGCAUUUGUUGGAUUCCGUGAAGCUGCCGCCAGCAUCAUGGUCCGAGAUCGUCAAGGAGAAAUGCCCAAAGUCAGAAUUCAAGGUGUCAAGUGCACGGCGUUGACCUCCAGCAGCUCUGCAGAUGAAAGCCAUAACCCGGAAGAAGUCAAACAGCUCUGCUUCGACGUCGAGUGGCUGCCCGAUCUUGAUCUCUUGUCAAAGCCAGAAGCCGAGGCUAUUUUGACAGCUACUGGUGUCCAGGAUACUCCCUCGGAGUACAUUGCAACGCUGGAGAUGGUGGCAUCGUAUUUCUACACACGAGCCUUGCAAGAAGUCAGGGAGGAUCAAGUAGUCCAUCCGCACCACCAGAAGUACUUCCGGUACAUGCAGCACCAUCGCGAACAAGUAUUGGCUGGCACCAUCGAGCACCAAACUCCCAAGUGGUUGCAAUUCGACUCGCCUGUUGUGCAAAACAAGAUGGAAAAGCUCAUUGCCAAGAUCGAGGCGACCGACUACGAAGGUCAGCUUUUGUGCCGCAUGGGAAGGAACCUAGCACGCAUCUUGAAGAACGAGGUAGACCCUCUGGCGCUGAUGCUGGAGAACGAGCUGCUGUAUAAUUACUAUGCAAACUCAUUAGGCAUCGCCACCUCGUACGCCCAUCUCCAGAAGUACAUCGCCAUGCUUUCACACAAGACACCGAGUCUCAAGUAUCUCGAGAUAGGCGCAGGCACAGGAGGUGCGACCGUACCAAUCCUCAAGGCUCUAGGAGGCGGAAAUGGCACAUAUCCUCGGUUCAGCAACUACACCUACACCGAUAUCUCGUCUGGCUUCUUCGAAAAGGCCGAGGUCAAAUUCAGUGAAUGGAGUGGACUCAUCGACUACCGCAAGCUGAACAUUGAGCAAGAUCUCGAACCUCAAGGGUUCGGAGACGACGAAAAGUUCGAUGUCAUCAUCGCAUUCAACGUUCUUCACGCGACAACCAACAUGGACCGCACCAUCUCCAACGUGAGGAAACUACUCAAGCCCGGCGGAAAGCUACUUCUCCUAGAAAUCACCCACGUACUCAACCGAGUCUUCCUUCCCUUUGGCAAUCUUCCCGGUUGGUGGAUGUCCGAGGAGCCAUUCAGACAAUGGGGACCCACGAUGGAUGAGAAGACCUGGGUAUCCAUCCUCAAGAAUAACGGAUUUGGAGACUUGAAGUCCAGCACAUCCGAUCAUCAGAACCCAAGAGACCAGACUGGACGCCUGAUGGUCGCCGAAGCCAUCGAGCCAAAUUAUCAGGAGAAGGGCAUGGAUGACAUUCUACCAUCUGUCGUCAUUGCCACUUUGGACGGGCUGGGUGAGGACCAGACCGUUGCCCAUACCUUGCGAAAGAGGCUUCACCGCGGCAAUGUUUCGGUUACGAUCAAGCCGUAUGCUCAGCUAACGGAAUUAGACAUCGUCGGCAAGCUAGUCAUUUCAGUCGCAGAAAUUAGACGCCCUGUCCUAAAAGACCUGACUCCGCAAGAGCUAGAAACGCUGAAAGCCAUUUUACACCACGCCAAGGGCCUGUUCUGGCUGACUCAAGGCGCCUGUCAAGACUCAACCCACCCCGAGUUGGCCUUGAUCCACGGUCUCGCGAGGACUCUCCGCGCGGAACACGAAGGCUUCCCCCUCGUCACCUUCGACUUCUCCACCGAGCACCCCCUCUCUUGGGAGCAGCGUCUCGACCGAUUUGUCCCGGUGUUAGAGCGAACAUACACCGAAGAAACCUUGGGAGAUUGCGAAUACUCCGAGCGGGACGGCGUUGUGCACAUCAAGCGCUGUAUCGCCGCGUCUGACCUGAACAAUAGAAUCGCCGCAGUGGGCCAGCCAACCACUUCGACUCGGGAUCUCGAACCUUUCGGUCAAGAAGGACGACCACUUACCUUGGCCAUCUCCACACCGGGUCUUCUAGAUACUCUAUGCUUCGUCGAUGAUGUAGAGGCUCUGGCCCCUCUGCCAGCUGACCAUGUCAAGAUUGAUGUUCGUGCAGUCGGGUUGAAUUUCCGCGACAUCAUGAUCUGCAUGGGCCAGCUCGUUGAUGACUUCUUGGGCUGUGAAUGCAGCGGUGUCGUGACAGAAGUUGGUACUGAAGUGUCGAAUCUCAAGGUCGGCGACAGAGUGUGCACUUGGACGCUUGGCGCGUACUGCAACUCCCUUAAGAACCCGGCCAAGCUGGUUCAGCCGAUCCCAGACGAUAUGGACUUCUCUGUCGCAGCAUCUUUGCCCAUAGUUUACUGCACUGCGUAUUAUGGAUUAGUAGACCAGGCCAGAAUCCAGAAGGACGAGAAAGUCCUGAUCCACGCUGCUGCCGGUGGUGUCGGACAAGCCGCCGUCAUGCUUUGCCAGCUGUACGGCGCCGAGGUUUUCAUCACGGUAGGCACCAAGGAAAAGAAGGAGCAUAUGAUGAAGACCUAUGGCAUACCAGAGGACCAUAUCUUCUCCAGCCGCAAUCUGACCUUCGCCGAUGGAAUCAAGAGACUCACACAAGGUAAGGGCGUGGAUAUCGUGCUCAACUGUCUCUCCGGAGAAGCCUUGAAGGCUAGUUGGUCAGUGAUCGCGCCUUUCGGACGCUUUAUCGAGAUUGGUAAGAAAGAUAUCGAAGAUAACACGCGCCUCGGAAUGGCCCCCUUCAUCAAGAAUGUCACCCUUGCGUCCGUCGACUUGACUGUCAUUUUCCGGCAGCGGAAGGCUCUCGGAGCGCGACUCCUGUCCGAGGUAAUGGACCUGCUUCGGGAUGGAAGUAUCGGCCAAGUCUCUCCCAUUACCAAAUUCCCAUUCUCCAAGAUUGAGGAAGCUUUUAGAUAUAUGCAGGCUGGAAAGCACAUGGGGAAGAUUGUGCUUAUCCCCAAUGAAAAUGACAUGGUGCCGGUCGCACCAAGGGAAGGUUCCAAAUACAGAAUCGUUCCCAAUGCCACUUACAUGAUCGUUGGAGGCUUCGGUGGCCUCGGACGCAGUCUCUCUCGUCGCAUGGUAAAGCAAGGAGCCAAGAAUCUGAUAUUCGUGUCUCGGUCCGGGGCCUCCAACACAGAGGCGAAAUCAUUAGUUGAAGAACUUCGAACCGUCGGCGUUACCGUAGAGGUUCUGGCCCUCGACAUCACCAAAAGCGAAGUGCUCAAGACGAGCUUAACGAACACAUUGAAGAAAAUGCCACCGGUCCGCGGCGUCAUCCAAGCGGCCAUGGUGCUCGAGGACCGCAUCUUCCUCAACAUGUCCCACCAGACAUUCACCAAGGUCAUCCAGCCCAAGGUGCAAGGGUCCUGGAACCUGCACGAGGCGACGAUGAACCAGCCCCUCGACUUCUUCAUCAUGCUCGCCAGCGCCGCCGGCAUGGUCGGCGAUACGUCCCAGGGCAACUACGCCGCGGCCAACGCCUUCCAAGACUCGCUAGCCCGCUACCGCGUCUCCCGCGGCCUGCCCGCCACCGUCAUCGACCUCGGCAUGGUCAAGUCCGUCGGCUACGUGGCGGAGAACGAAGGCGCGGCCGAGCGCAACCUCGCGCGCUGGGGAUUCCUGCAGAUCGAGGAAGAAGAGUUCCUGACCAUGGUCGACAUCGCGAUGGAAAGCGGCGACGAGGAGCAGCAGCAGCGCAGAUGCCAGAUCGUGACCGGUGUUGGCACGCAGGCCGACUUCGACCGCAGCCAGGGCGAUGUGCCCCACUGGUUCCGCGACCCCGUGUUCUCGCACCUGCACAACAUGCGGGCGCGCCACGUCGACACCGGCUCUAGCUCCGGGCCAUCGCUGGCGCAGCAGAUCAAGGAGACGGUGUCGGUCUCGGCCGCCGCGGCUAUCAUCCUCGAUGCGCUGAUGAAGAAGCUGUCCAAGUCGUUGAUGAUUGCCUUGGAAGAUAUCGACGCCUCUGCCCCCACUUCAGUGUAUGGUGUAGAUUCGCUUGUGGCCGUGGAGGUGAGGAAUUGGCUGCUCCGAGAAGUCAAGGCUGAUGUUCCUGUCUUUGAGAUUUUGCAAGCUUCUUCGCUUCAGCUUUUAGGUUACAAGAUCGCGGAGAAGAGUACCUUGGUGAGCGAGAACGCUAUAAAGGGGGAUGAUUGA